CUGCAGCUUCAAGCGAGAGAAAUUCAUGAAAAAGGUUUAAAGCUCAGGUUCGGACGUCACUAGGGAACCUCUGCUUGGGGCAAAACCAGCCAGUGCGCAUGCGUGGAACAUUCGAUCACUGGUGGCGUAGCUAGCUGCUAGGCUACGAAUCCAGCCACCAUGGAGAGGAAAGUUCUGGCACUCCAGGCAAGGAAGAAGAGGGCCAAGGCGAAAAAGACCAACAAAAAACAGCCACCAAAUGUUCGAUCUCGACAGCCACCACAACAAGAGACCUCGCCCCAGGAGCCGGAGGAACCUGAGGAGAUUCUGGGCUCGGACGAUGAGGAGCAGGAAGACCCCAACGACUACUGCAAAGGUGGCUACCAUCAUGUAAAAGUAGGAGACCUUUACAAUGGGAAAUACCAUGUAAUCCGUAAACUAGGAUGGGGACAUUUCUCAACCGUAUGGCUCGCCUGGGACAUCCAGGUUAAAAGAUUUGUUGCGAUGAAAGUUGUGAAGAGCGCAGAGCACUACACUGAGACGGCAGUGGAUGAGAUCAAACUCCUUAGAUCUGUGAGAAACUCAGACCCCGAUGACCCAAAGCGCGAAAUGGUGGUCCAGCUGCUCGACGACUUCAAGAUCUCUGGGGUCAACGGGACUCAUGUCUGUAUGGUGUUUGAGGUGUUGGGACAUCACUUGUUAAAAUGGAUUAUAAAGUCAAAUUACCAAGGGCUGCCCCUGCCUUGUGUGAAGAGCAUCAUUAAGCAGGUUCUGCAAGGUUUGGACUACCUGCACACAAAGUGUCAGAUUAUCCACACGGAUAUAAAACCAGAGAAUAUUCUGAUGAGCGUUGAUGAGCCCUACGUCCGAAAGCUUGCAGCUGAAGCUACAGAAUGGCAGCGAGCCGGAGCGCCUCCCCCCUCCGGCUCAGCAAUAAGCACAGCACCAGCCCCAAAACAGACUGUGAAAAUGUCCAAGAACAAAAAGAAGAAGUUAAAAAAGAAACAGAAGCGUCAGGCAGAGCUACUGGAAAAAUGCAUUAUGGACAUGGAGGAGAUGGAGAAGACCACAGAGACACGCAAGGAUGACGAGGAAGACAAAGAGCCACAGUCUCCCAAGGGACGAGCCUGCGCUCCUCUCAGACACGUCUCUGUUGAGGAGUUCAGAAGUGAUGAACCAGCUGAGACUCCAGAUAACAUGAGAGUGGGACCAGACGAGCCGCCAGAGGCAAACUGCAACGGCCAUGCAGAGGUGGAGGAGAGGAAGUCCAGCUGUUCAAAUGAAGACCAACACAACGGGAACGCCGAGUCUCCGGAGGAGCUACAUAAAGAGUCCCCAGUCCACACCCUGUGCAACGGUGUGGAGUCUACAGAUUUCAAUGAGCUGUACUGCGAGAUGGACGGCAGGGAGGCUCACAGCAGUGGAGUCAGUCAGAGACGCCUUCGCUCAGGGCGAGGAGAGCUUGAACGAAGUAUUUUGCAAGAUGACGAUGAACAGGACGAGACUGAGGGCCAUUACAGAAUCCAUGAAGGCCUGAGAAACGACAAGUUAACAGCGGGAUCCCUUUUAGUUAACCCUCUUGAGCCAGGCAAUGCAGAGAAGAUCAAGGUCAAGAUUGCAGACCUGGGAAAUGCUUGCUGGGUGCAUAAGCACUUUACAGAAGACAUCCAGACUCGACAGUACCGAUCCUUAGAGGUGCUCAUCGGUGCAGGAUACAGCACACCAGCUGACAUAUGGAGCACAGCCUGCAUGGCCUUUGAGCUCGCCACUGGUGAUUAUCUGUUUGAACCUCAUUCUGGUGAAGAUUAUUCCAGGGAUGAAGACCACCUCGCUCUUAUGAUUGAGUUACUUGGUAAAAUCCCUCGCCACUAUGCACUGAGUGGGAAAUACUCGCAGGAAUACUUCACCAAGAGAGACCACAUAGCGCUGAUCAUUGAGCUGCUGGGGAGUGUCCCACGCAAACUCAUAAUGAGCGGCAAAUAUUCCAAGGAUUUUUUCACCAAGAAAGGUGAGUUGAAACACAUCACCAAACUGAAGCCGUGGGGUUUGCUGGAGGUCCUGGUGGAGAAAUACGAGUGGCCCCGCGAGGAAGCAGAGUGUUUCUCCGACUUCCUACUUCCCAUGCUGGAGCUGGUCCCAGAGAAAAGAGCCACGGCUGCAGAAUGCUUGUGCCACGCCUGGCUCGCCCUCUAGUGGACAUGUUCAGGCGUUGCACCUCCCCUCCCUCCCAAUUCCUUAAGAGACUGCAACAGAUCACUUUCCACUUUGGGCAUAUCAAAUGAAUAUUUAUUUCUCUUUUUUUUGUUGUUGUUUUAUUGUUUUGGAUUUCUUAUGUUCUUGUUCAGCUUUUGCUUCUGUGUACGUUUGCUUUGUGUUUGUCCGUUCUCCUCUCGGCGUGACGUCAGGAAUCCGGUGGAUUUAUUAUUUGAUGUCGGCUCCAGCUGCUGGGCUCCGUUUAACCCACCCAACCAAGAGCAAAAGUCUCAAUGUUCUGCUAGUGAAAGCAUCCUUGUUUGUUACACUCCUGCACUAAAACUCAAAACAAGUCAAGGAUAUGUAGCCUUUUUUUCUUUUCUCUGUUCCCUCAAAAGGACUUACUUUCGCUUACAUUUUCAUUAGUGCUGUUACUUUUUAUAAAAAUGAUUUUUUUCCCCUUUUAUCUCUCUGGGGGUAUAAAGUUUGUAUUUGUAAAGUAGGUUGAGAAAGUUGCACACUGGGCUGACAUUUACACUGACUGUGGUUUAUUUUUUAAGGCCCCCUAGAGUCUUUCUGACACUAUCAUUAAGUAGGUCAUAUUUAGCCAUAACAAACCUAAUGUCACCUGGUAUUUGGAAAGUAUGUAAUAAAAAAAAUUAGAUUGAUUGUUCUCAUGGGAGGCUGGUAUUCUCAUACACCUAUUACAAUUCAGGUUUAGGGGGGUAAAAGGUUUCAGUGAGAGAAAAUGUUAAAGCCCAAUUAAAUGGAGGGAAAAAAAAGAAAAUAAACUGUAUAUAUCUGUACCAAAGAGUUUGCCUUUAUGUAUAUUACAGUUAUGUACAGUUUUUAACAAAUCUUAUAUCUUAGCUAAAAUGAUUUAGCUGGGUAGCUGUGUUUUAAUAAAGUGUAUGGAAGAUGUGUUUGAGCUCGGUUGUAUGUAUGGCCAACUGUUGAGUAAUAAUUUACCUGUUUUUAAAUAUAGAGUCGGUGAGAUCUGAUGUUUUGUGAUGGUGUAGCGAACCGAUCAUAUCAAAGUAAGCUAUGUUAUCUGCUGAGACCUAAAGGUAAAAACGUACAAUUUACAUUAGCGUCACAUUCAAAAACAUAGACUGUUUUUGUUGUUUAAAGACGAACAUGUAAAACACACCAUUCAAUAAAAGAACAGAUCUUCAUGCAGUACGG
Xiphophorus couchianus (Monterrey platyfish) is the source of this 3357-nucleotide messenger RNA. RefSeq names its product SRSF protein kinase 1a (gene srpk1a). The transcript has 17 exons. NCBI's taxonomy places the organism in Eukaryota, Metazoa, Chordata, Actinopteri, Cyprinodontiformes, Poeciliidae. The record is from RefSeq and is a predicted model, not a curated record. Gene Ontology annotation, biological process: regulation of mRNA processing; spliceosomal complex assembly; intracellular signal transduction. Gene Ontology annotation, molecular function: ATP binding; protein serine/threonine kinase activity. Gene Ontology annotation, cellular component: cytoplasm; nucleus. The coding region runs from base 160 to 2172 and encodes 670 amino acids.